Molecule: messenger RNA, 1266 nt
Organism: Moneuplotes crassus
Lineage: Eukaryota; Ciliophora; Spirotrichea; Euplotida; Euplotidae
Source: the annotation of a GenBank genome assembly
UUUCCUCACCCCUUCUCCAACAAGAAGUCACCCAAUUCUCAAACCUUGCGAUGUUCAAUUGAAUAUCAAUAAGCUUGAGGAUGAAUUAGACCAGAUGGUUUAUAAAACCCUUCGCUAUUGUAUGUCCCCUUAUGGUUCCAGAAAGGAUGCUCAAAGCUAUCAUAAUUUCACAUCUCCAAUUUUUCCAACAAAUCUCCACUCAAAAAUACACACCCAAAGCAAAUCAAGGAUUGAUCAUAGCAAUAGCUGGCAAAGAAAUAUUGGAAGGAGAAUAGGUUCUCCUGUAUGCACAAAUUCCUUUUUCUCACCACCAAGACCAUCUGUACCGCUCCAGGCAGUAGACACUGCCAGGAGCAUUUUACAGAGGCUUAAAGUUGUAUAUAAAGGAUAUAGAAGCAUUAAGAAUACGAAUCCGACUCCUAUAUAGUUCCUUCUUACAAUAAAAAUUUCCUAUACCUCAAAAGGAAACAAAUAGUCCCAGGCAGCAAUGCAAGGUAACAGAACAGAACAAAUAAACUCCUUGAUAUCCUGAACAAGAACAAAAGUUAAAUCAUUUAAAUGAGCUCCAGUCAAGCGUAACAAUUCGAAUGCCAAGCUGGAUAACACAGCUUUUCAAGACUCUUUUACCCCAGUUUCGAAAAAACCAAUCAGACAACAGGCUAGUUUUAGAUUUGGUAAUGAUUUGGACAGACAUUUUAAAUUCGUGAAUCCUAUGAAAGAAACACUAGUUAACAGAAAUUUCACAAAAUCUGGUAAAAACCAACACCCGUAUAAGAAAUGUUUCCCUCAGAGCUUCGGGAAGCAAUAUAUCCAAAAAUUCCUCUUAAAAUCUCCAAACACUCAAGAAUCAAUCAACACCGAUGAAACCAUUUACCGUGCUACCUCUCCUCGCUCCAACCCAAAAUCCUUCCCUCGUAAAAGCCUCAAACUAAGCCUCAACCUGAACCUAACCACCCCAACCCUUCUCAACAUGCCUUCGAAGACUCCUCUCAAGCCCAAGGCUACUUCUUCCUUCUUCAGCAAACUGCCCUUAAAUCCCAGUGCCUCAAGCGAUACGGAAAUGUCUUGUGCUUAAAAAUCUACACAGACCACACUAGCUCUUCCCAAGACCAAAGCCAUUCAACAGAAAAACCAAAAAAUUCCAAAAUUUAGUUUGUAGGGGUUAACGAUUUUUAAAAAUUUUGAAAUUUGUUCUAGAUUUCUGAAGAAAUAAGUCAAGUUGAAUUUUAAUAUGGUGGAUUUUGAGGAGUGGGAAUUAGUGUUUUG